Myxocyprinus asiaticus (Chinese sucker) is the source of this 2201-nucleotide messenger RNA. RefSeq names its product retroviral integration site protein Fli-1 homolog. Bases 286 to 1743 code for a protein of 485 amino acids. Gene Ontology annotation, biological process: regulation of transcription by RNA polymerase II; cell differentiation. Gene Ontology annotation, cellular component: nucleus. Lineage: Eukaryota; Metazoa; Chordata; Actinopteri; Cypriniformes; Catostomidae. Gene Ontology annotation, molecular function: sequence-specific DNA binding; DNA-binding transcription factor activity, RNA polymerase II-specific. The record is from RefSeq and is a predicted model, not a curated record. The transcript has 11 exons.
UAUUUUUUAACUGAGCCUUCUAAGGCGGUUAAGUACAUACAGCUAACCUCUUUAACUAUUAUCAUCAAACGAUCAAAGAAAACUGAAGCAAUUGAGAGAUGGAAAGUAAAUUUCAGAUAUGGCACAAUUAUGGCGGGGCGCUCUCGAGGCAGGUGGCUUUAUGGCGCCAACACCAUGGACUGCUGGAGACUUUAGAAAUCACGGAUCGAAUUGCGUCUGGAAGCUCUAUCGGUGGUGAGUGAAGACCAAUCCAUAUUUGAGUCACCCUUCAAUGGUCCCCAGGCCAUGCAAAUGAAGGGAGAGAUCACCUCACCUGCAGUGUUCAGACAGGGUUCCGAAGAGAGCGCAGAACCCACUGAGCCAAACUGGACAGGAUCGGCAGCGCAGAACCCUGCAAAGAGAGCAGAACACAUUAAUGGAACCAGCCGAGAAUCCCCCGUGGACUGCAGUGUGACAAAAAGGACACGACACAUGAGUAACAGUGAUGCAGGACAGUUGGCCUACCAGACCUCCUACCCUGAACCACGGAGUAGCCCACAAACUGCCACCCCACCAAGUAGUGCCACAGAGGAGAAGCGGGUGAUUGUACCAGCUGACCCAGAAGUAUGGACACAAGACCAUGUGCGGCAGUGGGUAGACUGGGCUAUAAAGGAAUAUGGGCUAUCAGAUGUGGACGUAUCUCUCUUUCAGACCCUGGAUGGAAAAGCACUCUGCAAAAUGUCCAAAGAGGACAUGAUGCGUCUCACUUCCGCAUACAACACAGACAUCCUGCUCUCCCACCUAAACUACCUCCGGGAGAGUAGUCCAACUUUUUCCUACCCCACAACCCCAACCAAUACACAACCACAGCCUAGACUACAGGUGAAAGCUGAAAACAGUUUUGAGGAGAUCACCAGAAGGAACAGUUGGUCCUCAAGUGCCUUGCCAGCUGUUCCAAAAGGUUCUCCAAUCGAGCAUCAGCAAAAUACCAGAAUUACAGAGCCUCAACCGAGACUUCCCCAAGAUCCCUACCAAGCAUUAGGUCCAAUUAGUAGCCGUUUAGCAAAUCCAGAAAAGAAACCAUUCCACAUAAAGAUCCGAACGACCAAACAAAAUUCUAACAACCUGCCCGUCACCAGCACUGACAGGACUGUGGAAAAGAAACCAUUCCACACAAAGAUCCGAACAACCAAACAAAAUUCUAACAACCUGCCCGUCACCAGCACUGACAGGACUGUGGGCUCUGGUCAGAUCCAGCUGUGGCAGUUCUUGUUGGAGCUGCUGUCUGACAGCAAUAAUGCUGCCAUCAUCACUUGGGAGGGCACUAAUGGCGAAUUCAAGAUGACUGACCCAGAUGAGGUAGCCAAGCGCUGGGGAGAGCGAAAGAGCAAGCCUAACAUGAACUAUGACAAGCUCAGCCGUGCCCUUCGCUACUACUAUGACAAGAACAUCAUGACCAAGGUGCAUGGCAAGCGCUACGCAUACAAAUUCGAUUUCCAAGGCAUUUCACAAGCCCACCAAAACCAUCCACCAGAAGGUGGUGCGCUCAAAUACCAAGCCGAAGUGCCUUACAUGCAGAGCUACCACAGCCACCAGCCAAAAAUGAACUUCAUGGGCAACCAUUCGACCCCCAUGCCCGUUUCCUCUGGGAAUUUUUUUGGGCCUCCGGCUACAUACUGGAAUUCCGCAACAGGGGUGGUGUAUCCCAGCUCACCCAUGCCACGACACCCCAGCACCCACUCACAUUUGAACUCUUACUACUAAACAGCAGCCUGACUAACCGUUAAGCCUAAUAUCAAUAUGCAUGGUCUUAAUACUGAUAUCUCUUGGUGCCCUUUUAGCACCUAUAGGCUAUUCAUUAGGUCAUUGAAGAGAAAGUAUAAAAUAGCAGCUUUUUGGGGAUCCUUAUGAAAUGAAAUAUCUAGGCAGUAUAAAACCUCUUGUAGCAGUCACAACCAUCAAGUUCUCCAUCUCGUCACAUUUCUGUACAGUACAUAUGCAUAUCAAACACAGCUGUACUUAUUUAGGGCUAAACUGUAAAUAUGUUUGCAUGUUCCAUAUAGGGCUUUGAAAAGACGUGCCCAAAAUCAUGCAUAUUCAUCUCUGUUUUACAUGUAAUAUUCUUUUGUAUGCAAGUGCUUUUGUACAGAAUUUUUUAAUCAAAUAACCCCACUCUCCUAAGUGUAACAUUAUAUUUCAAACCAAUAAAUAUAUGUAGCUCA